AUGUCGGUAACGUACGAUUUUACGGGACGAGUAGCUCUGAUAACGGGGUCGAGUUCGGGCAUCGGUGCGGCCACUGCUGUACUAUUGGCCAAAAGCGGAGCCCAAGUGGUGAUCACCGGACGUAAUGUCGAUAAACUGGACAAAGUAUGCACAGAGUGUACACAUGUCUCACCAAAUGGCCUGAAAGCGGUUCAAGUGGUGGCCGACGUGACCAAAGAGGCAGAUCUCGACCGACUUUUGGCCAUUGCUAUCCAAAAAUGCGGUAAAUUAGAUAUUCUGGUCAAUAAUGUCGGCUAUUGGCAGUUGUGUCCCAUAACUGGUGAUAAUUAUAUGCAACACUUAUCGCAUAUUAUGAACACAAACCUAUUAUCGGCCGUAUAUUUAACGCAUAAAUCGGUUGAAUAUUUGGCAAAAACUAACGGAUCUAUAAUUAACAUGUCUAGCAUUUGGAGUACAUUAAGCGCCCCAAAAAUGUCAGCAUAUGCGAUGACAAAGGCAGCGCUCGAUAUGUUCACCAAAUGCAUGGCUGUCGAGUUGGCAGCCAAACGCAUCCGGGUUAAUUCAGUCAAUCCGGGCGCCGUUUACACCGAUGCCCUACAGAAUAGCUUUGGUGUGACUGAAGCCGAGGGCAGACAUCUAUUUGAUAAGUUUGCGGCCGACUAUCCGGUGGGACGGGUAGGCGAAGGAGUGGAUGUGGCCAAUGCCGUGGCUUAUCUAGCCAGUAAUGAGGGUAGUUUUAUUACA
Molecule: messenger RNA, 744 nt
Organism: Medioppia subpectinata
Lineage: Eukaryota; Metazoa; Arthropoda; Arachnida; Sarcoptiformes; Oppiidae
Source: the annotation of a GenBank genome assembly